GGUCUUUCCUUGAAAAUGUUGUACAUCAUUUUUUUUGGCUGGAAAUCGAGGCAGUGCCAUGGGUAGAUGGCUAAUAUUUGGCUUGUGGAGUUUUGGGAGAGGAAUGCAAGUAGUGGUGAACGGAUGGUGGUAGUAGUAGUAGUGUUGGUGGCUUUAGAUUUUCGGAGUGAUUUGAGUUUCGCUUUGAGGUUUGGUUGCCGUUGUGGUGACUGGUUUGCGGGAAUACUUUGGAGAUUAGGUCUUAUUUCUGUGGAUUGUGGUUGAAUCUGGUGGUUACGGAGUUGUCGUCCGGCCGUGAAAUUUGGAGCGGCAUAAGAUCCUCUGUCCGUUUUGUAGCGGUUUUUGCGCUUGGAGCUCGUUUCUUAGUUUUUUGAGGGUUUUCUGACAGAUGAGCAGAGGUUUCACAGGACUUGACUAUUGCAAAUAAAUACUGUGUUUGAAUUCAGAAUCAUCGUGCUACAGAGCUGUCGAAGAUGUGCGCUUAGGAUUGCGCACAAGUUUAUACCACACAGCUGGAAUAAGUAAACAGAAAAUAAAUAAAUAAAUAAAAAUUGGAGUUGAGCACGAGGACCUUGAACAAGCCGCACAUGAAUGCUGCGAGUGUUGAGAUGCUAGGUGUUAUGGUAGCAGGCUCCACAGUACCUGGCAUCCCUUCAGUGUCUGUGUCAGAAGAGGGCUCUAAAAAGAUUAGAAAGCCUUACACCAUCACCAAGUCGAGGGAAAGCUGGACUGAGCAGGAGCACGAUAAAUUUCUUGAGGCCUUACAACUAUUCGAUCGCGACUGGAAAAAAAUCGAAGCUUUCGUGGGGUCUAAGACAGUAAUACAGAUCCGAAGUCACGCUCAAAAAUAUUUUUUAAAAGUACAGAAGAAUGGAACUGGGGAACAUGUUCCUCCGCCACGACCGAAACGCAAGUCAGCUCAACCAUAUCCACAGAAGGCACCAAAAUGUGUACCAGCACAAGUACAAGUUUCAGAUGGUUUAAAUGCUCAAGCUGUGCAGGCAGAGUCUAGCUAUGGUACAGGUUCUCAUGUACCUCCCAUGUCCUCUGCUAGUCCGUCUGUAUCAGCCUGGGUUCAACAUUCAGUGUCUCCUAAUCCGAGUAUUUCAUAUGAUGCUCCUGGUAUCAAAUCAGAAGUUGAGGGCGUGAGUUUGACUGCAGUUCGCGCAUCUAGUAACAGCAUUAGUGGAAGUUCUCCUGGAGGGUGGCCACAACAUGUUCUUCCCGCAAGUCAAAUUGCACCUGAGUCUUGUAUACGAGCUGCUCCUGAUUUUACGGAAGUUUACAAGUUUAUCGGCAGUGUCUUCGACCCAGGUGUUUCCGGCCACCUUCGGAAGCUCAAGGAGAUGUCUCCUAUUGAUCGCGAAACGGUUCUACUUUUGAUGCGUAACCUCUCCAUCAACCUGGCCAGCCCUGACUUUGAAGAACAUAAACUAUAUCUCUCAGUUUAUGUUAAUAAAGAAAUAAAAGGAAAGUCCACUGGGACACAGGAUUUGACAAGUGCUCCAAGCGCUGCUGCUCAAUCUAGUUCGCAGGAUACUGGCGAAGAUACCUCCUCGGUUUCUGGUCAAGCUGGAACUCCUCAAUCCAACGCCUUAUUGGUUAGUCCAAGAAGUGGGGAUGCAGAUCAUACCCAACAAAGAGCAUCACUAUUGCUAGCAUAUUCAGACAACACCGCAGAUGCAGGGACGCCUCGAAGGCAUUCAUAUGAUGGAGGCGGAGCUAUUUCAGCUUCUUAUACUAGCUCUGGCGUUUCUCCUUCUCCUGGGGACCUUGAGCCGGUGUCAUUAGGGCCACCCUCUGCAGCAUUGCAGCCCCAGAUCCCUGUCCUGACAAUGAAACCGGAGAGGGUGUACUCUGCACCUAGUUUGCCCAGUUUGACUAGUUUACCCAGUUUGCCUGCAGGCUUAGUUGAUGGGAGUGUAGAUACUUGGUGGACUUGAAAAGAAUAGUCGCUUUACGAUCGAAAAUUUGUAUCAAUAGCAGUGUUACCGCGAGGUUCAGUUUUUGGGUCAACUGUGAAUAGGAUCUAGUUUGUGUCAAACGUAGACCAGCUUAUUGGCCUCGCGGAGAGUUUGAGUUUGUAGAGUGUUUGAUAGGUUGAUCAGAUUUUGUCUGACCGGUAUGAAGAGUGUGUAAUAGCCUGCGGUAUUUUUCCCCCUUUUAUUUUCUAGCUGGAGGUUGGACCUCUGAGUUUCUGAGAAUCUUGCGUGUACAUUUUCUAGCAAUCUCUCAAUAGUGAAUAAAUACACGAUGUUUUGAUUGUUCGGAGAUU
Messenger RNA from Physcomitrium patens, 2275 nucleotides. The record is from RefSeq and is a predicted model, not a curated record. NCBI's taxonomy places the organism in Eukaryota, Viridiplantae, Streptophyta, Bryopsida, Funariales, Funariaceae.